Molecule: messenger RNA, 916 nt
Organism: Pimephales promelas (fathead minnow)
Lineage: Eukaryota; Metazoa; Chordata; Actinopteri; Cypriniformes; Leuciscidae
Gene: nppc
Product: natriuretic peptide C
Biological process (GO): receptor guanylyl cyclase signaling pathway; cGMP biosynthetic process
Cellular component (GO): extracellular region
Molecular function (GO): hormone activity
Source: RefSeq, a predicted model, not a curated record
CACACCUCUGGGAGUAAAUGAAGGCUUGUGAUUGAGACACACUUAAACAACUGAUCUUCUCCACUGACAUCAGCUGCACUGAAGCAUCCUCACGAUGAUCAUCUCGCAUUUGGUGGCUUGUGGACUUAUUCUGACUCUUCUCUCAGUCCGCGCGGAGGCAAAACCACUAACGCUGGAAGAACAGAGGUCCCUGCGGAUGUUGCUGGGAGAGGAGCUGUCCGAGUUCCUGGCAUCGGACGAGAGCCAGAGGCGGCUGGAGAGCCGGGCUCGGCUCCUGAGGGACCUGCGCAUGGACACGAGGGCCCGGGGCCCCUGGGCCCGCAUGCUGAACGAGCAGCCCGGCUCCCGCAGACUCAGAGCCGGGUCUAAGAAGGGCGGGGCCACGGCCAGGAGCGGAUGCUUCGGACUCAAGAUGGACAGGAUAGGGAUCAUGAGCGGGAUGGGCUGCCAGCCGUCUAACCCCUCCGUCAAUAACCUCUCCUGAGCGCAUCACGAACGUCAUGGAUUAUGGAUAGAAUGGACUUGGUUGCUCUUCUUCCAUGGGAAACCUUAAAGAAUCGGACUAAUGGUACGAAGCCACUACGAGAACCAUGUGUGGGGACAAUGACACGUACAACUGAAAUUAAGUAAUUAGAUAAAACAUAUGUACAAAACAACAACAACAACAUGAUGUGGAUAAAAGCUGUAUAUUGUUGCUGCUGCUGCUGUACAUUCAUGUAUUUCAUUCUCGCAUAAAUGUAUUUAUGUUUAAAAACCUAUUUAUAUGUUUAUAAAAGAGAUAUUUAUAAAUAUGAGUUUUAUUUAUGUAACAUUUUGAAAUGAAUGCAAACUGCAGGUCAAUUCUGUUUGUAACUAUUUUGUCUUUAAUAGUUGUAAAUGUUUUAAAAAUCAUUAAAACAAAUGCACAAAUGCAAAA